GCUACCGCAUCUUUAAAAGUAUCUACUCGAUGGUUGUACACUGUACAGUUGGAUCGUGGUUGUUGAGAUAAUUAAUAAAAUAUGAGAAUCUUUAGUUUGUUGAAUUACCAAUUACUUUGCAUGGGUUUUAUGUAAAUAGUGGAUGAAAUCUGAACAUGACAAGAAUGAGUGAAAAUAAUCCAAAUGGAGUAGACUAAUUGAGCGAUGUGAUCGUGUUUAUGUCAUGCACGCGUUGAACGCAUUCUUAUUUUCAAAUUACGGGAGACAAUUUUUCAAUUUUUCAUUCAAAAUUACAAGGGUUAAAACAGUAUUGGCAACUAUGAGUAAGCAUAAAUUGAAUCCGAAUGCGUCGAGCGAUCAACCAGCUGCCAAAAAGGGAUACUGGGCUUUAGGAUUGAUCGAUUCUAUGAAGGACCCUGAAUUACGUGUUGAAGAAGAUGACAAAGUUGUUGUUAUAAAGGACAAGUUUCCAAAAGCUGAAUUUCACUUUCUGAUAUUGCCAAAGUUAGAGAUUUCUGGAAUCCUAAGCCUUCGAAAAGAACACGAGGACCUUUUAAAGCAUAUGGAUGAUGUGGCAAAAAAUAUGACAGAGAAAUAUUCACACAAAGAAUUUAAAAUAGGAUACCAUGCAGUUCCGAACAUGCAAAGAUUACACCUUCAUGUUAUAAGCACAGAUUUCAACAGCCCUUGUUUGAAGACCAAAGUCCAUUGGAAUUCAUUUACGAGUCCUUUUUUUAAAUCUUCACAAAGUAUUCGAAAAGAACUGCGAGAGAAUGGAAAAAUAAAAAAAAUGAGCUGCGAAGAAUGUGAUGGUUAUUUAAAACGUCCUCUACAAUGUCACAAAUGUAAGACCUUUCCAAAGAAUAUGCCAGAAUUAAAAAGGCACAUAUCUACCCAUACUUGAGCGAACAAACAUCGUGAUUGUUAACCUGUCUUCACAUUCAGAAUACUGUCAAAUUAAAAAUUCUUCAGUCGUCGCUUGUAUCAAACUGAAAAUAUUGAAAUUAUUCUGCGAUGAAGAUUCUCCAACGGUUCGCUGAUGAUGAGAUGAGCACCGAUUUCCAGCAUUACACAAUGAAGAAAAGUAGAUUUAAGAAACAAAUUUUUGUAAUGCCAUUUAUUUUGGUACAUAUUUUACUGCUAGACAAAUGAAUACGUAUAGCUAAGUCAGCUUUAUUCGAUUUGGUGGCCCGUUUGCACGCAGAUGCAGGUUCUCAUGCUAUUUGCAUACAGCAACCCUCUGAUUGGCAUAGCGUGUGAAAAAAAGAAUACCGUUUCUUCUUCUUCCCUUCUGUCUAUGAAAACUGUUUCGUGUAACAAAGUGAAGAAAUACAUUCUAUCAUCCAAUUUUAA
Messenger RNA from Neodiprion fabricii, 1353 nucleotides. RefSeq names its product aprataxin (gene Aptx). NCBI's taxonomy places the organism in Eukaryota, Metazoa, Arthropoda, Insecta, Hymenoptera, Diprionidae. Gene Ontology annotation, cellular component: nucleus. The coding region runs from base 224 to 904 and encodes 226 amino acids. Gene Ontology annotation, molecular function: double-stranded RNA binding; single-stranded DNA binding; DNA 5'-adenosine monophosphate hydrolase activity. Gene Ontology annotation, biological process: single strand break repair; double-strand break repair. The record is from RefSeq and is a predicted model, not a curated record. The transcript is spliced from 3 exons.